ACAGACGUAAUGCAGGUCACUUCCCCGCCGUACGUUGGACUUAAAGUGUAACGUGCGCAGACAGUGGAGCAGACAGACACGGAAUCCGGUUAAUCGUUUCUGUUGCUGAACCUCCUAGCAGGGAUACGUUAGCAUUAGCUACUAUAAUUCAAAGCAAUUACAAAACAAUUAUAAAGCAGUAUUCUCAGUAUACCAUCUUGGAUUCAUUUAUGGAGACGACUUAGUGUUUCGUGUCGUUUCGUUGAAACAAGAUGAUAAAAAACUGGGGUGUCAUUGGUGGGAUAGCUGCUGCGAUUGCAGCUGGGGUAUACGUUUUGUGGGGCCCAAUUACAGAAAGAAAGAAGAGAAAGAGAGGUAUGGUUCCAGGUCUGUUAAACUUAGGAAACACCUGCUUCCUGAAUUCUUUGCUUCAGGGUUUGGCAGCAUGUCCGUCAUUCAUCAGGUGGUUGGAAAGUUUUUCAGGGUCACAUAUGAGUCAGUCAUGCAAAGAGAAACAGUUGUCCAUAACACUGCUUCAGCUUCUCAAAGCUCUGUCCAGCGAUGAACCUGGGGAGGAAGAUGUACUUGAUGCAGGAUGUCUGCUGGAUGUUCUCAGACUUUAUAGAUGGCACAUCAGUUCAUUUGAGGAGCAGGAUGCACAUGAACUUUUUCAUGUCCUUACUUCUUCUCUGGAGGAGGAGCGUGAUCAUCAACCCAAGGUCACUCACUUGUUUGACAUGCAGUCCCUUGAGAGUUUACCUGACCAAGAUGAGAAAACUAUGACCUGUAGAAGUCGAGCCCCUCUUCAUCCCAUACCAAGUCCUUGGAAGUUUCAACAUCCUUUUCAUGGUCGUUUAACAAGCAACAUGUCAUGCAAGCACUGUGAACAACAAAGUCCGGUGCGGUAUGACUCAUUUGAGAGCCUCUCUCUGUCCAUCCCAUUACUUCAAUGGGGCAGAGCAAUCUCUUUAGAUCAGUGUCUACAGCAUUUUAUUUCCUCAGAAACCAUCAAAGAAGUGGAGUGUGAAAACUGCACCAAGCUUCAACAAGGAGCCAAAGUAAACGGACAAGUUCUAGAAAGCCAGAGAACAACGUUUGUUAAACAGUUAAAACUGGGAAAGCUUCCCCAGUGCCUUUGCAUCCAUUUACAAAGAUUAACAUGGUCCAGUGAAGGAACCCCCAUCAAAAGACAGGAGCAUGUACAGUUCACAGAGUAUUUGUCAAUGGAUCGCUACAAGCACAAUGCUUCUGCACAGAGAAGCCAGCGCGUCAAAUGUACUCCGAAGCCCAUAAGCACAGAAGGCUCAAGUGUCCUGGAAAGUCCUACUGCCAAUGGCACGGAGCUUCAUAACAACAACAAACAUUUUUCCAACGGAACCAGUUCAUCUGUACUUCUUCCCUCUCCGGCUAUGAACGUGCAGCUGGGCCUCACUUAUGACUACAGUUCUACAGAGUACCUUUUCCAGCUCAUGGCUGUGUUGGUUCACCACGGGGACAUGCACUCAGGACACUUUGUCACAUACCGCCGCAGCCCUUGCUCGUCCCGCUGCUCAUCAGCCUCCAGCUCUCAGUGGCUAUGGGUGUCGGACGACUCUGUACGAAAAGCCAGCCUGCACGAGGCACUGUCUUCCAACGCUUACAUGCUCUUCUACGAGAGAGUCCGAAGACAGAGGCCCGCUCUUUGCUCCGAGGAAUAACCAGGAGCUCCUUGCUCACGCUCGCUUGCUCAUGUGCCAGUUAAAGCAUUAACACAAAACAGUGAUUCACAAAGUUUUGACAACUGGACAAGAGAGGAAAGCCAUUCUACACUAACUGGAGAGGCGCCCUAGAUCGCACCUACUGUACCUGUUGCUGUUACCUGAUCCAUGAGUGGACAGUGUUCCUGCAGAGAUGAUCCAGCGUAGGAGGCUCUUAAUCCCAAAGAAUAUUGACCUAACGUUUUAGUCAGAUAUCUUUGUGUGCUACUCUAAUUUAUGGGACUGAACAUAAAACUGGAAUUUAACAUUUCCAGAGUAAUAAUCCUGCAGUACCGUGUAAGGCUUAUGUUCUUGUUUCUAGACAGUCAGAUGUGUUGAAUCAGUAAUGUGGCAUUUUUGCGAUGCUGUAGUUUCUGAUGAAUGCAACAUACUUCAGCGUAUUAGUGUUUUAUCCACUGCCUGAACAUUUACAGAAACAAACAGAAGUAGCUCAUUAGGACCCACUGCAGAUGUUACUAUUUAAGUGUUAUGAAAAUUAAAAUAGGUAGAAUUGUUUCUUAAUCUGAUCCUAAUCUCUCCAUUGUUAUUAUUAAUUGUAUUUCUAACUAUUCCCAACAGCCUACACAUAAUUGUGCUCUUAAGCUGCUGAAUUUGAUAUUUUUGUAUGUUUCCAGUAAUUCUCAUGUCAUGACUUGAGGUUUAAGUGCCAUGUUUUCUUCAAUGUUGAAGAUUUGCAACACACAUCUGAUACAACAACAGGUGAACAGACCGUAGGGACUCUUUUGUAAAAUAUGAUACAUCAGAGGUGUCGGCUUGGUGUUGACAUCCAACAGAUUCAUUGUCGUCUGGUCUGGGUUAAUAAAGCCAGACACUGACUGCAGGGUUUGAGGGGAAAGUCAUCCUGGAUACUGCCGUUUUGCUCUUAGCAAACCAACAUAUUCGUACUUAGAGCGGGACCCCCUCAUUAAUGUUUGCACUAAUGUAUAUUCAUGUGUGAUUGAGUGUUUGCUAUCUUUAAAGAUGAUUGUAUUGUUUUCAAUUAUUAAAAAUGAAACAAAUGUG
This is a messenger RNA of Betta splendens (Siamese fighting fish), 2738 nucleotides long. RefSeq names its product ubiquitin specific peptidase 30 (gene usp30). Gene Ontology annotation, biological process: protein deubiquitination. Gene Ontology annotation, molecular function: cysteine-type endopeptidase activity; cysteine-type deubiquitinase activity. Gene Ontology annotation, cellular component: cytosol; nucleus. The transcript is spliced from 13 exons. Bases 252 to 1676 code for a protein of 474 amino acids. Lineage: Eukaryota; Metazoa; Chordata; Actinopteri; Anabantiformes; Osphronemidae. The record is from RefSeq and is a predicted model, not a curated record.